AUGGCCACGAUACUGGACCCUUCACACAUUUCCACUUUCUUCCUAUCACUUCCUCUUCCUUUCCAUCACUUCCAUACGUCCUUCGCAUCCGCAACCGGUACCGCAAGUGUCUCAUUCCAUCCUCUCGAUUUACGAUCCCACGACCUUACGCUCAAAAUGGCACUGUCAAAACGAGUCAACGACGCAAUCACCCGCGCGAACGAUGCAAAUCGGGCUGGCCCAAUCAUCGUUUCGCCUCCUGCAAAUCGUCCUGUGCCCUUCACGGUGGAGGAAGACGACCUGAUUCUGCGCCUCCGAUCCACGACGCAGCUCUCAUGGCCCGAAAUUGGAGCGCGCUUUCCGGAGCGUGGACGGCGUGCUGAUAUCUCUGUCCAAGUUCGUCAGUCUCGGGGACUCAACGCCAAGGCCAUGGCAGAUGUCAACGCUUUCCGCUCUCAUUUCGGAAUCACGGCAAAUUCCCUUCAAAAUGACGUUCAUUUCACGCGUGCGAACGGUGCUCACAUCCGAACUCCUGGAUCCAACGUCGCUGUCCCUGCCUAUGGACUCGUCACUCCCACCACUGGAGCACCUCAGGUCGUCAUCCCGUCUGCUGUCAUCGUCCCGUCCGUUGCUCCGAUUCCUACCCUCCCGGCUCCGACGCCUGCAUCUAGCUCCGAAAUCGCACCGAUUGCAGCAUCUUCUGACUCUUCUUCACUCCUGUCUGAAGCCCCUCGAACACCUGUCCUGGACGCGCAAGAACCUCCCGCGCCUGCUCCAAUCCCGAUCGCCUCGUCCGAGCAUCCCAAAGAAGCCUCCGAAUCCACCGCUCUUCCUGAUCCUUCUGCCUCUGCUCCACCAGCGCCUGUGGUGCCCCAACCCACGGUAGCCCCCGUCCAAACCGGUCGACCUGCACGCCCCGUUCGAGCCCGCGUUCCCGCUCCCGCUGCGACAGCCCCCAAAUCAGCUCCUGUCCGUCGCGCUGUUGGAACUCGAGUCCAGCCACUGAGGGCCCCCCCAGGUGGUUGGCACGAGUGGCUGUCUGCUCCGGUACCCGACAUAACUCAUCGGGGGACCCCCGAACACGCCCGCCUGGAAGCUGAGCUGAAGGCUCACACCGCGACCUUCCCCUUCUUCCCCGAAUCGAACUAUCGCGCAGACUUCGCGUGGAGUGCCCCAGUACCGCAAACCUUUGUGGAGAAGGAGCUGGAGGACGCCCGAAUUGAACGCGAAGAGGCGCAGGCUGCGGCUUUGGCCCCGAGACCAGCCGUGAUUCCGAUCGAAGACCUAGAGACCUCCGAAUUGGCUGCAUUGCUGGAGCUUCCAAAGGAGUCGAACUUCCCGACGUCGGAGAUCCUUCAACGUGCCAAGUGGCACAUCAAGCCGUACGCCGUCCGAUUCGACGGGAAGGAGUGGCGCCGCCCCAAAGCGGCGCCCAAACCAGCACCGAAGAAGAGGGCGGCUGCGGCGGUGGUGGACGCGCCGAUGGAGACUCGAGCUGCCAAGAAGGCGCGGCAGGGUUGA
This is a messenger RNA of Mytilinidion resinicola, 1500 nucleotides long. RefSeq lists its product as uncharacterized. The record is from RefSeq and is a predicted model, not a curated record. NCBI's taxonomy places the organism in Eukaryota, Fungi, Ascomycota, Dothideomycetes, Mytilinidiales, Mytilinidiaceae. The transcript has 2 exons. Bases 1 to 1500 code for a protein of 499 amino acids.